AACGUUGGUCAAUGGGCCAGAUGUUCACCAAAAUCUUGUUUUUUCUCCUGUGUGUUGUCUAGCACAUGGUUGGACUACAUUUCCCAGCCACCCUUGCAGGUAGGUGUGGCCAUGUGUCUGAGUUCUGGCCAAUGGGACAUAGGUAGACAGGCUCUGUACUUCCCAUAAGCCCUGCCCUUCUUGGUGAGCUUUAAACCAGGUACUGAACAGGGCAGAACACAAGCUGAAAGGAAUCUGAGUUCCUGCUGUCCCACAGAGAACGAUCUGCUGAUCAGGAACACAUGCUGUGAGCUUAGUGUGUUUCAGCCAUUAUACCUGUCUUCAUCUAUUUGUGACAAUGGUGCCUUAACCGACACCCCUUGGGUGCACCCACCCUGCCGCCAGAGCAUGCCAUCAGCAUCACUAGCCUCCCUGGGCACCUGUACUGGGGUAGGGGAACUGGAUAACAGGCCAAGAUGCCCAGACAGCCCCCAUAGUUAGAGAACCAAACACCCUCUGAGCAUCUUGGGGCUUGAAGGGCCCUGAGUUCUGGGCCUUAGAACCCUAGAAAUAUCCAAUUCUGGAAGCACUAAAGGAGCUCUCACAGAAUACAAAAUCCCAUCUGUGCCAUUGAACAACUGGGGAAAUUGAGCCUAAGAGAACAGAAAGUACUUGAGGUCCCACAAUGAAUCUAUGGAUGAAUGAGUGCUUAUUCAUUCACUCAUUUUUUUAAAAAAAUCCAUUCCACAAGUAUGUCUUAAUCACUGCAGUGUAAGGCACAUAGGGACAAAAUAGAAGAUUCCUGUCCUCAUGGAACUCACAAACAAGCAAACAGGAACUGACAGACAUGAACAGGUACUACGGAGGGUAAAGCAAGACAAGAGGAUAAAGUGCAUGGUGGUCCGUUUUACUGGAGUGGUCACAGGGGGCCUCUCUGAGGAGGCAACAUCGAGGGGAGACAAGCCCCAAGCAUAUCUGGGGAAAGAUUUUCCAGGCAGAGAGAACAGCAAAAACCGCAGGAUGAGUGACAAGAGUCUGAGAAACACGAGGCUAGCUAGAGCAGAGGCAGUGGGGAAUGAAUAGGGGAAGAAAUUCAAGAAGGGGUGAGCAGCUUCGUCCUGCAGAGCCGUGUGGCUGGCUGUCAAUUCACAAUGCACAUUGGACCUCUCUGGCCCUGCUCAUAUGGAAGCUGUCCCCUUUGGACUUUGGAGACUCCAGUACUGGGGGUAGUGGGGAAGGGAAUGACCUCCGCUUUCCUAAGGCUUGAUCUUCUGGGGUCACCUCAUUUCUCCAAGUACCUGCAUUCCAUGUACAGGCUGAGAGACUUGUGCAUCUGGAGAAUUCAUUCAUUCACCAUUCAUUUAUUUAUGCAUUCAUUAUGCAAACAUUCUGAGCACCGCUGUGUGUCUGGCUCUGGCUUGAAAGAGAUGGCAGUUUGGAAGGAGAACAGACACAUCCAUUGUUACCACCUGAUGUGAUCAGAGCUGUGAUAAAGAGAUUGUGGAUGCCCAGAGGAGGCACUGGACCUGGCCUGAGAAUCAGGGAAGGCUUCCUGGAGCAGAGGCAGUGAAGAAGGAGGUAGGAUAUAGGAUGGUAUUCAUGGAGAGGCCCCACAACAUGAAAAGCUCAGAGGUGUGAGAGGCCUGUGGUGUUUGUGAAAUAUUCAGGGGCUGAAAUCUCUAAGGCUAAAGAGAGAGGGGUGGGGCAGUGGGAAAGACUGAGAUCAGAGAUACCAGAACAAGAGGGCCUUGCAGGCCAUGGUGACGACCACAGUGGGACACCUGGAUGCCCAUGUUAGCUCAGUCCUUGACUCACUGGGUGGCCUAAUCUAGGCACCCCCCAGUCCUGAAGCCUCAGUGGCCUCAUCUGUGAAAUGGAGCACUUUGGGUAGGCUGGCUCUGACAUUCCACCAAGUUCUCCGUGUUGUCUGCCAGCGUUCUUGGGGCCCCACAGAAAGAAUGGCCAGGCCAGGGCUGUACCUUCAGCUGCCACACUCUCUGUGUGUUUCCCCUGCCCCUGCCAUGCCUUCAAGUGUCCCUCAUUGCACUGGGAGAAGGAGCUGGAGGAGAUACCAGCAUUUACCUUCCAUUUCUUUUGGAGCAAGCUCCACAUGUAGGAAAAAAGAGGACAGGCUGGGUGGGGUGGCUCACGUCUGUAGUCCCGGCACUUUGGGAGGCUGAGGCAGGUGGAUCACUUGAGGUCAAGAGUUCGAGACCAGCCUGGCCAACAUGGUGAAACCCCGUCUCUACUAAAAACUACAAAAAUUAGCUGGGUGUGGUGGCAGGCGCCUGUAAUCCCAGCUACUUGGGAGGCUGAGGCAGGAGAAUCACUUGAACCCAGGAGGCAGAGGUUGCAGUGAGCCAAGAUUGCACCAUUGCACUCCAGCCUGGGUGACAGAGUGAAAAUCCAUCUCAAAAAAAAAAAAAAAAAAAGAAAAGAAAAAAGGAAGGACAAUUGUUCAGCAAGAGAGUGUCAAGUGUAAGUUUUUCUGGGCCUCCCUCCAAGGCCUCUUCCAUUCUGAUGAGUCUGUGCCUGAAAAGUGGGUAAGAGGGGCAGGCACUGGACCAGAAUGGCCACUGACCUGCUGUGUGGCCUUGGGCAAGUCACUUGGCCUCUCUGAGCUUCCCUUUGCUCCCCAGAAAAGUGGGAUUACUCAGAAUAGAAACCCAAACCAUUGGGUUGUUUUGAAGACUCUAUUAUAUGUCAAGUUCUUAGCAAUGCCUACCAUAUAUGCCUCACAAAUGAUAGCUAGCAUGAUUGUUGUUGUUUUUGGUGGUUAUAGUGACAGGAGAGGUGAGCAUGCUGUCGGGUUGAAGGAGGAAUUUUGCUCUGAAAGGGUUAAACUCGAACCAGCUGCUCCCAGUCCUGGUGAUAAGGUUGGAGGAAACACAGUCCAGGUCCCCAGCCCUGUCACAAGCGGAUUUAUGAGGUGCUGGUCACUUUGAGUCAGAGUAGAUGAUCCCCGCAGGCUGCGCAGGAAACAUUCAGGGUUAGUGGCCAGAAGGGGCUCAGGCCUCUGUUAAAAGAAUGAGACAGAGUAGAGAGAAAAAGAGAACGCCAGGCAGCAGGAGCCCCGCAAACACCCCACCCUGCAGGAGGGGAGAAGGGGAGAGAUGGGGUUGAAGGGAGAGACAGAGAAAAGGGAGAACCAGAGGCCCAGCCAGGAGGGCACAGACAGUGAGCCUGAGAGAGAGACGGCCGGCAAGAGUAAAGGAUGCAGGAACAGCCAGGCAGGGUCGGGGGCAGAGCAGGGGAGCGCGGGCCGCGGAAAGACCGAGAAAGCAGGAGACAAGGAGUUGUCCUUAAGGGCCAGAAGGAGGAACAAACAGAGAAGGGGGACUGCGGGGAGGGAAAGAAAAUCACAGACGCUGAGAGGGCGCGGGAGACCGUAAGGGUCUCCGGGUGUCCGCGCACCUGUACCUGCGCGCGCGUGCGUACCUGUGGCUGGCGGUGGGCACGUGCACGUGCUCGGGGGCAGCGCCGGGGGCGGGAAAGACGCAAGACCGCGGGCCGCGGGACAGAACGAACUCGAGGACCCUGACCCGGGUGACCCCCGCCCCCUCCCCCCGCGCUCCCGGGCCCCGAGCUGGUUAACGCGCCGCCCCCGCCGCGCCGGCUCCUCCCCGCCAGGGCAGCGCCCCGGCUCCGCCAACGCCCUCGCUAGACCUGGCGGCCGGCCUCUGGGCGGACCGCGGGUCCCUGGCGGCCGGACCGACCCGCGCCUGGCGGAUGCGCCCGGCGCGCCCACAGCAGCCCCCGCGCCCGCCGUGCCGCCUCCGGGACGUCGGGCCCUUGGGCCGUCGGGCCGCCUGGGGAGCGCCAGCCCGGAUCAGGCUGCCCAGAUGCGGGCGCCACUCUGCCUGCUCCUGCUCGUCGCCCACGCCGUGGACAUGCUCGCCCUGAACCGAAGGAAGAAGCAAGUGGGCACUGGCCUGGGGGGCAACUGCACAGGCUGUAUCAUCUGCUCAGAGGAGAACGGCUGUUCCACCUGCCAGCAGAGGCUCUUCCUGUUCAUCCGCCGGGAAGGCAUCCGCCAGUACGGCAAGUGCCUGCACGACUGUCCCCCUGGGUACUUCGGCAUCCGCGGCCAGGAGGUCAACAGGUGCAAAAAAUGUGGGGCCACUUGUGAGAGCUGCUUCAGCCAGGACUUCUGCAUCCGGUGCAAGAGGCAGUUUUACUUGUACAAGGGGAAGUGUCUGCCCACCUGCCCGCCGGGCACUUUGGCCCACCAGAACACACGGGAGUGCCAGGGGGAGUGUGAACUGGGUCCCUGGGGUGGCUGGAGCCCCUGCACACACAAUGGAAAGACCUGCGGCUCGGCUUGGGGCCUGGAGACCCGGGUACGAGAGGCUGGCCGGGCUGGGCAUGAGGAGACAGCCACCUGCCAGGUGCUUUCUGAGUCAAGGAAAUGUCCCAUCCAGAGGCCCUGCCCAGGAGAGAUGAGCCCCAGCCAGAAGAAGGGCAGGAAGGACCGGCGCCCACGCAAGGACAGGAAGCUGGACCGCAGGCUGGACGUGAGGCCGCGCCAGCCCGGCCUGCAGCCCUGACCGCCGGCUCUCCCGACUCUCUGGUCCUAGUCCUCGGCCCCUGCACACCUCCUCCUGCUCCUUCUCCUCUCCUCUUACUCUUUCUCCUCUGUCUUCUCCAUUUGUCUUCUCUUUCUUUCCACCCUUCUAUCAUUUUUUUGUCAGUCUACCUUCCCUUUCUUUUUCUUUAUUUCCUUUAUUUCUUCCACCUCCAUUCUCCUCUCCUUUCUCCCUCCCUCCUUCCCUUCCUUCCUCUUCUUUCUCACUUAUCUUUUAUCUUUCCUUUUCUUUCUUCCUGUGUUUCUUCCUGUCCUUCACCGCAUCCUUCUCUCUCUCCCUCCUCUUCUCUCCCUCUCACACACACUUUAAGAGGGACCAUGAGCCUGUGCCCUCCCCUGCAGCUCUCUCUAUCUACAACUUUAAGAAAGCAAACAUCUUUUCCCAGGCCUUUCCCUGACCCCGUCUUUGCAGAGAAAGGGUUUCCAGAGGGCAAAGCUGGGGCACAGCACAGGUGAAUCCUGAAGGCCCUGCUUUUGCUCUGGGGGAGGCUCCAGGACCCUGAGCUGUGAGCACCUGGUUCUCUGGACAGUCCCCAGAGGCCAUUUCCACAGCCUUCAGCCACCAGCCACCCCGAGGAGCUGGCUGGACAAGGCUCCCCUGGCCUGGACACCUCCCCCAGCUGGCCGUGGAGGGUCACAACCUGGCCUCUGGGUGGGCAGCCAGCCCCGGAGGGCAUCCUCCGCAAGCUGCCUGCCACCCUCAUCAGCACUCCCCCACAGGCCUCCCUCUCAUGGGUUCCAUGUCCCUUUUUCCCAAGCUGGAUCAGGUGAGCUGUCACUGCUGGGGGAUCCACCUGCCCAGCCCGGAAGAGGCCACUGAAACGGAAAGGAAAGCUGAGAUUAUCCAGCGGCUCUGUUCCCCACCUCAGCGCCUCCUGCCCACGUGGGGAAACAGGUCUGAGAAGGAAGGGGCUUGCCCAGGGUCACACAGGAAGCCUUCAGGCUCUGCUUCUACCUGUGCUCUGCUCAGCACAUUCACGGCCGAGAGGAGAAUCUGGGGGUCACUUGAGGGGGGAAAUGUAAGCAAUUGUGGGUGGGGAGCAAGGGAAGAUCCACGCACUCGCCCACACCCACCCCCACACUCGCUGACACCCACCACCGCACUCGCCCACACCCACCACCGGUGACUUGAGCAUCUGUGCUUCGCUGUGACGCCCCUCGCCCUAGGCAGGAACGACGCUGGGAGGAGUCUCCAGGUCAGACCCAGCUUGGAAGCAAGUCUGUCCUCACUGCCUGUCCUUCUGCCAUCAUAACACCCCCUUCCUGCUCUGCUCCCCGGAAUCCUCAGAAACGGGAUUUGUAUUUGCCAUGACUGGUUGGCCUGAACACAUAGGGCUCCGUGACUGGGACAGGAAUGGGCAGGAGAAGCAAGAGUCGGAGCUCCAAGGGGCCCAGGGGUGGCCUGGGGAAGGAAGAUGGUCAGCAGGCUGGGGGAGAGGCUCUAGGUGAUGAAAUAUUACAUUCCCGACCCCAAGAGAGCACCCACCCUCAGACCUGCCCUCCAUCUGGCAGCUGGGGAGCCCUGGCCUGACCCCCCGCCCACCGCAGGCCCACCCUCUCUCUGACUUCCCUGCUCUCACCUCCCUGAGAACAGCUAGAGCCCCCUCCUCCGCCUGGCCAGGCCACCAGCUUCUCUUCUGCAAACGUUUGUGCCUCUGAAAUGCUCCGUUGUUAUUGUUUCAAGACCCUAACUUUUUUUUUUAACUUUCUUAAUAAAGGGAAAAGAAACUUGUAAA
Gorilla gorilla gorilla (western lowland gorilla) is the source of this 6300-nucleotide messenger RNA. RefSeq names its product R-spondin 4 (gene RSPO4). The transcript has 5 exons. Lineage: Eukaryota; Metazoa; Chordata; Mammalia; Primates; Hominidae. The record is from RefSeq and is a predicted model, not a curated record. Bases 3822 to 4526 code for a protein of 234 amino acids.